ACUCGCUUCCCAUUUUUCCCCCUUCCCCUUACCCCUUCGCAGCGACACAGUGAGAGAGAGAGAGAGAGAGAGAGAUCCUUCGGUGAGGCCCCUCUCCAUUUUCCUCGUCUCCAUUUUCUCGGGAAAGAAGGGAAGUUGGUGGGGGGUGGGAAAAUCAAACAGGGUUUGCAAAUCAUGGCGAAAGGCCCCGGUCUCUACUCCGACAUCGGCAAGAAAGCCAGAGAUCUUCUGUACAAGGAUUACCAGAGCGACCACAAGUUCACCAUCACUACCUACACUUCCACCGGAGUGGCACUCACUUCUACGGGAAUCAAGAAAGGAGAGUUUUUUUUGGCUGAUGUGAGCGCUCAACUGAAGAACAAAAACAUCACCACUGAUGUGAAAGUGGACACCAAUUCCAACCUCUUUACUACCAUUACCGUUGACGAACCUGCUCCUGGGCUCAAGACAAUAUUUAGCUUCAUUGUUCCUGACCAGAGAUCUGGUAAGGUGGAACUCCAAUACCAGCAUGAGUACGCUGGGAUAAGCACAAGUAUAGGUUUGACUGCAAAUCCCUUUGUUAAUUUCUCUGGAGUGGUUGGAAACAACGCUCUUGCUCUUGGAACUGAUCUUUCCUUCGACACUGCCACUGGAAACUUCACCAAGUGCAAUGCUGGAUUUAGUUUCAUGAAUGCUGAUCUUAUCGCAUCCUUGACAUUGAAUGACAAGGGCGAUACCCUCAGUGCUUCCUACUACCACACGGUCAGCCCGCUAACCAGCACUGCCGUCGGGGCAGAGCUGUCUCACAGCUUUUCGAGCAACGAGAACAUGCUCACCAUCGGCACCCAGCACGCGCUUGACCCGUUGACCACGGUGAAGGCUCGGGUGAACAACUACGGCAGGGCGAGCGCUCUCAUCCAGCACGAGUGGCGCCCAAAAUCCCUGUUCACCAUCUCAGGGGAAGUCGACACGCGAGCCAUCGAGAAGAGCGCCAAAAUCGGGCUGGCAUUGGCUCUGAAGCCAUAGUGCGGAGUAGGGGUCACCUCAUUUUAUGAGCGAAAAACGCUGUUUCAGUUCUUCCGCGAAAAGAAAAAAAAGAAGAAGAAAACGCCGUUUCAGUUCGGUGGAGGGAAUAAGGUAGGGGUUAGAACGAGACCUGUGUAUCUUGUCUUUCUUGAUUUAACUUUUGCCCUCAGUUUCGUUUCGAGUCUGGUGGGCCAUGGAUUGUAUAAAAUAAUUCGAGCUGGGCACACAAAUCCUGUGCGGUCAUUUUCCA
This is a messenger RNA of Syzygium oleosum, 1255 nucleotides long. Its product is annotated as mitochondrial outer membrane protein porin of 36 kDa. Gene Ontology annotation, biological process: monoatomic anion transmembrane transport. The transcript has 6 exons. Gene Ontology annotation, cellular component: mitochondrial outer membrane. Bases 175 to 1005 code for a protein of 276 amino acids. Gene Ontology annotation, molecular function: voltage-gated monoatomic anion channel activity. NCBI's taxonomy places the organism in Eukaryota, Viridiplantae, Streptophyta, Magnoliopsida, Myrtales, Myrtaceae. The record is from RefSeq and is a predicted model, not a curated record.